Messenger RNA from Fraxinus pennsylvanica, 1497 nucleotides. The record is from the annotation of a GenBank genome assembly. Lineage: Eukaryota; Viridiplantae; Streptophyta; Magnoliopsida; Lamiales; Oleaceae.
AUGGGACAAACAGGACAAGAAAAGUCGAGUGCCUCGUCUUCUGAACCUUUACUCGAAAAGGGACUUCUUCAAAAUCAGCAACCUGAAGCAAAAUUUUCAUCUCCAACACCAGUGAAAACAAAGGAACCAUCACGGAUUAAGUGCAAAGAAGAAGCAUCUGAACUUCCAGAGAAAUAUACGACAUUAUCUGAGUUUUUUGAUCGUCUGAUUUGUUCAUUGAGAUUGCUUGGCCUACGGAAAAAGUCACCAACUUUCCAGAAUAUCAGCAGUCAGGUUGAAAUCUUGGCAGGGAGGAAGUUUCUGUUGAACCAUCUUGCACAAAUAAAAUAUGUACUUCCUGAGGCCGUUCAGAUUGAUAAGAUACUUGUGCAUGACGAGGAAACCAAGUGCAUGAAGCCAGAUGUUAAGAUUGCAUUGGUAUUUGAUGUUAUAGAAGGUCAUCAUGGAGAAUCUGUGUUCAUGGAACUCAGAAAUCUUUUCUCUUCCCGUCUAAGAAAGUUAUACAUUACACAUCCCAAGGAUUUUGACAUCCCUGAAGCUGUACUUCCAGAGCCAUUUAACAGGAGACCUAUCAACAUCAAGGCGGAACCUACUCCCAACUUAUCAGCUCUACCGGAGAUGGAAGUAUUAAAUUCAUCCCAUCUCUCUCCAUCUUUCUGUAAACGCUUUUCUCAGAAGACUCUUGCUGCAGAGAAAGAAAAGACUCACCUAUUUUCACCUAUAAAAUCUUCUUGUGUGGCUAAUCAAGAAAUUGAAGGAACAGGAAUAUUUCCGGAUUCUUUUUCCAAAUCCACAGACAUUCUCCAAGUGACUCAGACUUCACAUUGUGUUAGCUCCGGCACAUUUGGAAAUACUCCUAUGAAGGUGGCUUCUCCGGAAAAUGACAAUCUAAUUGUUGAAACACCUGCACAAUCUACUCCAAUGAGAUUAAUUUCUCCAAAUAGAUCAGUGCUUACCUGUGAAGACGAGUGCAAGACCGCAACAAGCCAAAACUGCACACCUGGCAGUCUGACUGCAAAGAGGUCGCUAGAUUUUUAUACUUUGGAUGGUGAUAAUACUUCUCAGGACUUUAGUACUGAUGAGAAUGAGAUGGAGCAUUCUGAAAGUGUCUGCAGUACCCUCCCUCAGAUGAAAAUGAAAGGGUGCAAGGUCGAGGAGAGCAGUUGUUACAUUGGUGAUGACCAUGAACUGAAUCAGAAGAAACUUAAUUCACUCAAACAGACGUCUAUCUGUUUGUCUGACCUCGUUCUCUUAAUUCAUCAUAUCUUUCAAUCUGUUAGCUUUCGUUCAAUCACAAAGGAAGAACUUGUUCACAAGAUUAUUCUGAACAACUGUGAUAUUGAUGACAGCAGUGAGAUUCUAAUGCAACUAGAGCAACUGGAGAAACUGGUUCCAGACUGGUUUUACAAGAAGUUUGCUCCCUGUGGAGACUUACUGUACAAUGUGAAAAAAACGUCAGACUUGAAUUCAGUUUGCGAAAGAAUUAACAUCAUAUAA